UGCCCGUGGUGAUAGAAACCGCCGAUCCGGAUUCCAAAACCGGCGGCGCAAAUCACAAGCGAAGCAAAGCAAAACACGCCUUCGCCUUCGAUUCGAUUCUUCUCCACUCCGGCCAUGGCGUCCGCCGCGUCCUCCUCCUCGUCGUCGACUCAAUUCGACGAUGCGGCGGCGAGGCGUCAGCAGCAGCUGCAGCAGCAGCGGAAGCCGCCGUUGCUGAUGCUGCUCCCGCUCAUCUACGCCCCGGUGCUCCCCCUCAUUAGGAUUGGGUUGCGGCACAACCCGGUGUGGAGGGAUCGCCUCUUCUACGGCGUCCUCGCCGGCGCGUUCGCCCACGGCACCUACCUCAUAUCGGAGCUAUAUGACGUAGAGAGCAAGUGAAUCAUAUCUCUCCAAGUAUAAAGUCAAGGGUAUCCAUCGGCAGAUUUUGACUUGAUUGUAAGUCAUCAACUGUUAAUGAGAGCUGUCCGGUUUUUCAGGUUGAUAAAAUGGACCAUGUAUCUAUCAUUUUUGUUAAUCCAUUUAGGCUUUUAUGGUUGCUGUAAUGAUAGAAUAUUGGAGCACACAUAAUAAUUCUGACUCUGGAGCAACAUGUCCGGCAUUUUUUUCCAAUUUGAUGCACUUGUGUUUUCCUGCUUAUAUUGAUUUGUCAUAGCCACCCUAUUUCUAUUCUAUCCAACAAAAAAUAUUUUUCUUUUC
Molecule: messenger RNA, 696 nt
Organism: Oryza sativa Japonica Group (Japanese rice)
Lineage: Eukaryota; Viridiplantae; Streptophyta; Magnoliopsida; Poales; Poaceae
Cellular component (GO): chloroplast
Source: RefSeq, a predicted model, not a curated record